Lolium rigidum is the source of this 1805-nucleotide messenger RNA. Its product is annotated as nucleotide pyrophosphatase/phosphodiesterase. NCBI's taxonomy places the organism in Eukaryota, Viridiplantae, Streptophyta, Magnoliopsida, Poales, Poaceae. Gene Ontology annotation, molecular function: metal ion binding; acid phosphatase activity. The record is from RefSeq and is a predicted model, not a curated record.
GACGAACUCGAAGACACCGUGUGGGUCACGGUGAAAUUCGGCUCGGAAAACCCCUCCACUGAUGACUGGAUCGCUGUCUUCUCCCCAGCCGAUUUCAUCUCGGGCGCGUGCCCUAACCCAUCGAGGUACCCCGGCGAGCCUCUUCUCUGCACGGCACCUAUCAAGUAUCAGUACGCCAACUACUCGGCGAACUACCUGGACUGGGGCAAGGGCACCAUCUGGUUCCAGCUCAUCAACCAGCGCUCCGACUUCUCCUUCGCCCUUUUCUCCGGCGGCCUCGAAAACCCGACGCUGGUGGCAGUGUCGAAGCAGGUGGCGUUCAAAAACCCCAAGGCGCCGGUGUUCCCGCGGCUGGCGCAGGGCAAGACCCACGACGAGAUGACCGUGACCUGGACCAGCGGCUACGACAUCAGUGAGGCCUACCCGUUUGUGGAAUGGGGCGUGGUCACCUCCGGCAGCGGCAACCCCACGCAAACGCCUGCCGGGACGCUAACCUUCAACCGGGGCAGCAUGUGCGGCGAGCCAGCGCGGACGGUUGGGUGGAGAGACCCCGGGUUCAUCCACACAGCAUUCAUGAGGGACCUGUGGCCGAACAAAGAGUACUUCUACAAGAUUGGGCAUGAGCUCUUGAACGGAACCGUCGUGUGGGGCAAGUCUUACACUUUCAAAGCACCACCAACUCCAGGGCAGAACUCGCUGCAGCGCAUCAUCGUCUUCGGCGACAUGGGAAAGGCUGAGAGGGAUGGAUCGAAUGAAUUCUCCAACUACCAGCCAGGGUCGCUGAACACGACGGACACACUGAUCGAAGAUCUGGACAACUACGACAUUGUCUUCCACAUCGGCGACAUGCCCUACGCGAAUGGGUACCUCUCCCAGUGGGACCAGUUCACUGCUCAGGUUGCGCCCAUCAGCGCCAAGAAGCCAUACAUGAUUGCAAGCGGCAACCACGAGAGGGACUGGCCCAACACCGGCGGAUUCUUCGACGUCAAGGACUCUGGCGGCGAGUGCGGUGUGCCGGCCGAAACAAUGUACUACUACCCAGCAGAGAACAGAGCAAACUUCUGGUACAAGGUGGACUACGGGCUGUUCCGGUUCUGCGUGGCGGACUCGGAGCACGACUGGCGGGAGGGGACGCCGCAGUACAAGUUCAUCGAGGAGUGCCUGUCCACGGUGGACCGGAAGCACCAGCCGUGGCUCAUCUUCACGGCGCACCGGGUGUUGGGCUACUCCUCCAACUCAUGGUACGCGGACCAGGGCUCUUUCGAGGAGCCAGAGGGGCGGGAGAGCCUGCAGAAGCUGUGGCAGCGGUACCGCGUCGACAUAGCCUACUUCGGCCACGUCCACAACUACGAGCGCACCUGCCCGCUCUACCAGAGCCAGUGCGUCAACAACGAGCAGAGCCACUACUCGGGCACCAUGAACGGGACCAUCUUCGUCGUGGCGGGGGGCGGCGGCAGCCACCUCUCCGACUACACCACGGCGAUCCCCAAGUGGAGCGUGUUCAGGGACCAGGACUACGGGUUCACCAAGCUCACCGCAUUCAACCACUCGUCCCUGCUGUUCGAGUACAAGAAGAGCAGCGACGGCAAGGUUUACGACUCGUUCACAAUCCACAGGGAUUACCGUGAUGUGCUCAGCUGCGUCCAUGACAGCUGUUUCCCCACCACCCUCGCCACCUGACGAUCGAGUCGGUCGUCGACUAGGCUAUUGGGAAGCUGGCCAGCAGCUAAGAAAGUCGUUCCUGUAUUUAUUUUUUCUGCAAUGCGCUAAUAAAGAUAAGAGCACGUUUUUUUUCCCGAGGGAGU